Molecule: messenger RNA, 1817 nt
Organism: Haliotis rubra (blacklip abalone)
Lineage: Eukaryota; Metazoa; Mollusca; Gastropoda; Lepetellida; Haliotidae
Exons: 6
Coding region: 286-831 (181 amino acids)
Source: RefSeq, a predicted model, not a curated record
UAAAAGGACAAGCUUUGUUUUUUUUAUUUUUUUUUGUUUGUUGUUGUUUUUUUGUCUGGGGAGUUACUGCACGUGAUUUAUUGCAAAAAGCGCCGGAAUAAUGUAUUUCUGUGACAGCAGAUGAAAAACGAACUUCACAUUGAUGAUAUUAUGAACGCUUCUAUGAUAUAUUGACUUUAUAGGAUUUAGAGUGACCUCCCUUUUUAUGCUUGAUGUCUCUAGUGAUUGUCGCCAUAUUGCAUGUAAACAAACAGGUAACAGGUGACACCUGUGUAAAAACUGAUCAUGUGGCAGUACCUGUGGGCUCAUAGUGUGUACCACCUCAUCAGAUGGUUUCCACGCAACAACAGGACGAAAAUCUUCUUCCUGGUGAUGGUGCUCACUGCUGCGCUGAUGGUCCCACAGGUCGUGGUGUUGCUGCUGGAUCACUCCAGUCGUUGGUGUCAACAGAAGCUCUUCGACUUCCUCAUCGUGUCCAUAGUGUUCACCUUGUUCCUCAUUGGAUUCACCUUCCUGUUCCUGGUGAUGAUGCCGGUCCCGAGAGCAGUGAAGGUUGGGUUCCAUGUGUUUGGGGGCACGUCUUUCGUCAUCAGCCUGGCUCAGGUUAUCUUGACAUCCAAAGCUGAGUCGUGUAGCAGGACCACUGAAGCCUUGUACACAUUAUCAGUCGUGCUGGCUGUGUUGUCAGUCAUUAGCAUGUGCAUUUUCGGUUUGAUGGCUCCAUUUUGGAUUGCAAAUCGAGUGAAGAAAAACAGUGUCCUGAACGUUCCAGAUCAUACAGGUGUUUGUUACGAACCCGUGAAGUGCUGCUCGUGUUUGUGGCACAUAUAACAUUCUCAAGACGGAAAGACGCUAAGCUCUGUAUUACAUGGCUGUAUCACCUGGCCUUGCUUAAAGUGAAAUGUAGGCCAUAACACUGUUAUUAUCCCAAUACAGUAUUCUCUUAUGUAUAAUGCACACUUGUGUAUAAUGUGGGGACUCUUUCCUUUAGUCUCACAUGAGCAAAUUAUUUAUCUUGACAUAUUAUAGUUUAUAGUCAUGUCUGGUUAACUGCACAUGGCCAAAAACAAUGCUAUUCAAAGUCAAGCUCCCAUUGAACAGUGUAACUGAGCACUAUCUUUAGCCAGUGCUUCUCACCGAGUCCAGUGUUAAGUGUGGUCAGUUUGUGUACGCUUACAUAUCAAACAGUAAUGACUGUAUUUUGGUAUCCUCUUCUAUAGUUUUUCAAGCAAAACUCACCCAAGUAAUGACCAGAUCCUGAUGAGUAACUGCUCAUUAUCUAGGAUUUCGAUAUCUCUUGUAUGUAUUCUUGCGUAAAAUCAUUGUCGAACUAAUCCUUUUGGGGAAUUUUCGGCCAUUGAUUUCAUGGACGUUAGAUCACAUGACAAGCAGUUUAAAUGAAGUUUAUGAUAGUAUUACUCACCCAGUACUGUAUCUGGGAAUUCUAAGUGAAUGGGGACAUUGGGGUAACCUAGUGGUUAAAGCGUUUGCUCGUCACACAAUGUGUGAAGCCCAUUUCUGGUGUCCCCGCCGUGAUAUUGCUGUAACGUUCUAAGAGCAGCGUAAAACUAAACUCCCUCACUCAUUCUAAGUGAGCGAUCUUGUUAUUAUUGUUAAUUAGUUCAAAACCAGGGCUACUAACAUUAAUGUCAUGAUGCAAGUGUUUCACAGUUGGAUCAGUUUGGCCAACCAUUUAUUUCAUGAUUGGAGUAUGAGAUGAGUGUACCGUGUAAACACUGAUAGUGAGGUGUUGAUGUGUACUGUGGAUUCUUGUCAUUGAUGCGUUUAUGAUACCAUAAAUCAAAUCUUUACACCAA